Molecule: messenger RNA, 2937 nt
Organism: Amorphotheca resinae ATCC 22711
Lineage: Eukaryota; Fungi; Ascomycota; Leotiomycetes; Helotiales; Amorphothecaceae
Exons: 5
Coding region: 1-2937 (978 amino acids)
Biological process (GO): positive regulation of GTPase activity; Ras protein signal transduction
Cellular component (GO): plasma membrane
Molecular function (GO): GTPase activity; guanyl-nucleotide exchange factor activity; GTP binding
Source: RefSeq, a predicted model, not a curated record
AUGGAUGAUGCCAGAAACCUCCCAACCCGCAGCAAAUCCAAGCGUAUACGUUCCGCGAACCCAUCGAGCGACUCUUUUCGCGGGCAUCUCGCGACCACGGCCUCACCGUCUUCCCCCACCACAACACCACGCGCCGCGCGACCGGGUCUCGCAGCUCGAGCCAACUCGGCGCCCCUCGUGCCAGUAUUGAGCAAAGAUCCAGAGCCUCUUGAAGCUGAACCUCCCUUAGAUGUGAAUGUCCAGCGCGAUUCAGUGGCAUCGAUCAAGGACGAUCCGUUCUUCAGGAACUACCAAUCCCCUCAUGGGGCGUCGCUGGCCCGCGAGCUGACAUCUGCCACACACCGUGUUGAAGAUUUGCCAAAAGAUCUACAUCCAAGGCCAGGCAGGAUUCCAUCUGUGGAUAAUUCAGUGGACGCGCCAACACAAUCGAGAAGCGACAUGGCGGAUAUCAACAUUGCGGUAAUUGGGAGCGCCGGUGUAGGGAAGAGCACUCUUAUACAACGAGCGCUUGGGCUACGAGGUCUGCCCACGGCGAUUGCUUCAAGUCUACGAAUGUCUGUAGACAAUGUCGUAUAUACAGUCACCUUGGUCGAACUCGAACUCGAAUCUUUUGAUGUAGACCCCGAUGGUCGAAUUAAAUGGCCGAAACAAGUCAAUGGACAAAUUGUGCCCCAUAUGGAUGGUGCUCUCUUGCUCUACGAUGUCAUGAAUAGGGAAAGCAUCGCAGAAUUGCCUCAAACUUUAAAUGCUCUUGUAAACACUUCUUUGCCUACUAUCCUUGUUUCCUGCAAGUGCGACAACCCUGAAAAUGCUCGCCAAAUCGAUGUCGCGAGUAUGGAGUCGGCCUGUCUUUCCUGCGUUGAGGCUGUAAAGACAGCUUCAAAUGUUCCUGAAAGCGCGAGGCUUUGUCUUUCUUCCAUGCUUAGAGCUAUCAUGGCGUAUAGAAAUGCCAAUCCAGUAGAGGUAUCAGGCCCUCGUCGUCGAGCAAUCUCUUCAGCAAAUCUGAAAGAACCGCCAGACCCAAAAACUCUGAGACCUCCGAGCCAGCAGUCGAAGCAUAGCCGUGCCAGCUCUGAUUAUUCUCUUCUGGGGGGUUUUCCCUCGCCGCCGCUAGAAACCUCUAAAGGUCAACCUCCGCUGCCACGUGGUAGCGGGCGUUUCAAUCUUCACCCUCAUUCCUCGCCCUCUGCUCCUCUCGAAGCCCCGCCCCUUUCAUCACACCCAGCGUUCAGGGAUGAUCUAUUCCAGGAUCCUGCUGAUCUGGCUGGUAAGCUAGCACUGAGCCUACCAUCACACAACCCGAUGCCAACUCCCAACACCGGCAAAGCUGCAGAUAGUUCCUUUCUUGAUAUGGAAGAGUCAGAUGCGGAUUCUGUAUACCGCUAUUCGGAUGAUAUACCCAUACUCCAGCGCAACGACGAUACCUUUUUUGACAAGCCGUCUAAGGUGGCUGGUGUCACAUUUGACGAGCUUGUUGACCGACUUCUUAACCAAAGCAUGUCAAGGGCUGAUGAUAAUUUUGUCGACAUCUUCCUCUGUCUCUACAGAAAAUUCGCUGCUCCUGCCGAACUCUUUGCCGCGAUAUUAGCACGCCUAGAACGCAUUUCAGACGACAAGAGCAUGCAUUAUCUCACACGAACUGCUACCCAGCUCCGCGUCAUAGCUAUAAUUGCCAAAUGGGUUUCGAGCUAUCCAGGAGACUUUGGUAGUCCCUCGACGAACAGGAAUCUUAAUAACUUCAUUAAUCACUUGGCCAAGGAGCCGGCCUUCGCAGCUGCUGCGCAAGAAAUACGAGCUCAACUCCACUCUCGCGUUGUGCAGGAUGAUGAUACUGGGUGGGCCCGAACCGAUGAUGAUUUUGAGAAGGAAACUAUGAAUAACGCCGAAUCUGCUCCACCAUCUCCCCUGCGACGUAGAACGAAUCCUCGAAACGAUUCUGAAGAUGAUAUUACUAACUUACAUAUGGACGAAUUUGGGGAUGAUAUGGAACGCAAGUCGUCGACUGUGGAUUCAACGAGCUUAGCACGCCCGGCAUCGCCUACCCAUUCAUUGUCUCCGUCUUUCCACACCGUCGAAGACUAUGAGAGGGAGGCCGCCACCAUGAUUCCAAAAGGCACUCUACCACUUACAAAGUUUCGCUAUCAUAUAUUUAUGGAUACUUCAGAUGACGACUUUGCAGAUGAAAUGACCAGGAUUGACUGGGUGAUGUUUUCAUCGAUCCGGCUUCGAGACUUGGUGCGCCACGUCAGUCUGUCCUUGGAACAGAAGGAGAAAUGUAAGAGCCUGGCCAACGUCAAUCGAAUGAUCAGUCACUUCAACCAUGUUGCAAAAUGGGUUGCCAACAUGAUUUUGAUACGGGACAAGGCCAAGCACCGAGCUCUGAUGCUAGAAAAAUUCAUGAUGAUUGCUCUAAAGUUGCGACAAUUGAAUAACUAUAACGGAUUGGCCGCAGUGUUGGCUGGUAUCAACAGCAGCGCUAUCCAUCGCCUUACUCAAACUCGCGCACUUGUUCCUGCCGAUGUUCAGAAACGGUUUGCCCGGCUGGUCCUAUUGAUGAGCACUCAAAAGAGCCAUUUUGCUUACCGUCUAGCGUGGGAGAAUUCUUCUUUGCCCCGUAUACCCUUCAUACCUCUACACCGGCGAGAUUUGGUAUCGGCGGAAGAGGGCAGCCGAACAUUUGUCGGGACUAAUGGGGAGCGAAUCAACUGGAAGAAGUUCGAAGUGCUUGCAGAAGUCAUCCUGCCCAUCAUGAAAAGCCAAGUCGCACCAUAUCCGAACCUUUCGAAACAUGAUAUUGCUCGUGAACUUAUCUUGGAUUGCAGGAUGCCAGCGGAUGACGAGGACAUCUACCAACGCAGCUUGCAGGUGGAGAGCUCAUCUGGUGGUGCUAUGGAGUUUGGGAAGAAGAAAUUCCCGUGGUUUCAAAAGGAAAAAUAA